Messenger RNA from Chanos chanos (milkfish), 1709 nucleotides. RefSeq names its product pyridine nucleotide-disulphide oxidoreductase domain 1 (gene pyroxd1). The transcript has 12 exons. The coding region runs from base 112 to 1650 and encodes 512 amino acids. The record is from RefSeq and is a predicted model, not a curated record. Lineage: Eukaryota; Metazoa; Chordata; Actinopteri; Gonorynchiformes; Chanidae. Gene Ontology annotation, molecular function: oxidoreductase activity.
UUUACUAAUAGACAAGAGACACAGAACAACAAACAAAAGUGUUCGAUUUAUUUAGUGUUCUUUAUCAUCGGUUAAGUACCCGCUGUGUAUGUUGACUGGAAGUAGAGAGCAAUGGCGAGCCCACCUAAUUUAGAGAAGCCCACAAAAUUUGUGGUCGUGGGUGGAGGAAUUGCAGGAGUGACAUGUGCCGAACAGCUCGCAUGCCAGUUUCCCUCUGAAGAGAUUCUGCUUAUUACAGCUGCUCCACUGAUAAAGACUGUGACGAAUUUCAAACAGGUGUCCAAGACGUUGGAGGACUUUGAUGUGGAAGAGCAGCCAUCUAGCGUCUUAGAAGACAAAUAUCCAAACCUGCGAGUCCUCCUGUCAGCAGUAAAAUCCCUACAAACAAAAGAACAUUCACUGCAGACAGAAGGUGGACAGACAGUGCAGUACGAAAAGCUGUGUCUCUGCAGUGGGGCCAGGCCCAAGCUCCUGACCCGGGACAAUCCCCAUGUGCUGGGAAUACGAGACACUGACAGUGCCCAGGAGUUUCAGAGGCGCCUGUGUAAAGCCAAGCGGAUUGCAGUUGUUGGGAAUGGUGGAAUAGCUUUGGAACUUGUGUACGAGGUUGAAGGCUGUGAGGUCAUCUGGGCAGUAAAGGACAAGGCCAUUGGGAAUACAUUCUUUGACGCAGGGGCUGCACAGUUUCUCAUCCCCUCACUAGAAAAAGAAAAACCUAAGAAAUCAUUGCCUUGCAAGAGGGCCCGGUAUACCACAGAGACAGACAGCAGCUCUCACUCACCUAAAGGUAAGAGUUUGGACUCUGGGGAGCCUGGCAGUGCUUUGGGCCCAGAUUGGCAUGAAGGUAUCAACUUAAGAGGUGCAGACAAGGUCUCCCAUAGAGUUCAUGUAGAGUAUCAAUGUGAGAUUCAGCACAUAUACUCUCAAGAAGAGUUCCUUUUGUUCUGCAAGUAUGACACAUUUACAAAGAAGUCAGUUGGACAGUCAGUCACUCGGAACCCUCUUAUCAUUUCCUGCUCCAAUAAAGGAAACUGGCCGGUAUAUAUCCAGCUAACCAACGGCAAGAUUUAUGGCUGUGACUUCGUUGUGAGUGCCACAGGUGUAGUGCCAAAUACUGAUGUCUUUCUCGAUGGAAACAAUUUUGAGUUGGCCAGUGAUCUGGGUCUCAGAGUUGACGAGCACAUGCGCACAUCAGAGCCAGAUGUGUACGCAGCUGGAGACAUCUGCACUGCGUGCUGGGAGCCCAGCCCCCUGUGGCAACAGAUGCGCUUGUGGACUCAGGCGCGUCAGAUGGGAUGGUAUGCAGCUCGCUGUAUGGCAGGAGACAUCUUGGAGGAACCCAUAGAACUGGACUUCUGUUUUGAGCUCUUCUCACACAUCACUAAGUUCUUUAACUACAAGGUGGUGCUCCUGGGAAAGUUCAAUGCACAAGGCUUGGGUCAGGACCAUGAACUGUUGGUGCGUUGCACUAAGGGACAGGAGUAUGUGAAGGUGGUCAUGAGUGGAGGACGUAUGAUGGGGGCUGUACUCAUUGGAGAAACUGACCUGGAGGAGACCUUUGAGAAUUUGAUCCUCAACCAGAUGGACUUAUCCUCAUUUGGAGAGGAUCUUCUGAACCCCAGUAUUGAUAUUGAGGACUACUUCGACUGAAACGUUUGUGGUUUGUCACAGUAAAAGGAUUUGCUGUGUUCAUAAUAAGCUAUGAUCAG